Messenger RNA from Colius striatus (speckled mousebird), 3124 nucleotides. It is a transcript of the gene ELF2, whose product is annotated as E74 like ETS transcription factor 2. The record is from RefSeq and is a predicted model, not a curated record. The transcript has 9 exons. Gene Ontology annotation, biological process: cell differentiation; regulation of transcription by RNA polymerase II. Gene Ontology annotation, molecular function: DNA-binding transcription factor activity, RNA polymerase II-specific; sequence-specific DNA binding. Lineage: Eukaryota; Metazoa; Chordata; Aves; Coliiformes; Coliidae. The coding region runs from base 295 to 2016 and encodes 573 amino acids. Gene Ontology annotation, cellular component: nucleus.
CCCUCCCGCCGCGGGGCGGCCCUGGCCCUGGCUCUGCCCGGGCGGUGCCCGGCGCCUCCUGCUCCCGGCCCAGGCGGGCGGCUGACGCGGCCUCCGGGCGCACGGGCACGCCACCUCUGCCUAGCAACAGAAGCGGAUUGUGAAUGUAAGCCUUUGAAAACCUCAGGCUAUCAGCAUUACUAUCUUCAGGAUAGAUAACAGCUCUCAAAGCAUCUUGAGGGGAUGCACCAUGAUAUCAGCAGUGAUUGACACUGGAGGCCUUGCCCUGGAGUUCAACAGCAACGGAAUAAAAAAAUGAAGAGGAAAAUGAGCCAGUCUGAAUUCCCAGCAGUGAUUGUCGAGCCAGUUCCUAGUGCCAGACUAGAACAGGGUUACGCUGCUCAGGUCCUGGUUUACGAUGACCAGACUUACUUGAUGCAAGAUGUAGCAGAGGAACAAGAAAUUGAGACUGAAACUGUGGAAACAGUGGAAGCAUCAGUACAUGGAAGUAAUGUGCACUGCACAGAUAAGACAAUCGAAGCUGCGGAGGCUUUGCUUCAUAUGGAGUCUCCUACCUGCCUGAGAGAUGCCAGGAGUCCUGUGGAAGUUUUUGUCCCUCCUUGUGUGUCAACCCCAGAAUUUAUCCAUGCAGCCAUGAGACCUGAUGUGAUCACAGAAACUGUGGUGGAGGUGUCAACAGAGGAAUCUGAACCAAUGGAUGCAUCUCCUGUUCCAACUUCCCCAGAUAGCCAUGAGCCAAUGAAAAAGAGAAAAGCGGGCCGUAAACCGAAGACCCAACAAUUGGCCAUAUCUGAUGGGUCUCCGGAUCUAGGUAUAAAGAAGAAACCUAGAGAAGGCAAAGGAAAUACAACGUACUUGUGGGAGUUUCUUCUGGACCUGCUCCAGGACAAAAACACAUGUCCUCGAUAUAUUAAAUGGACUCAGCGAGAGAAGGGAAUCUUUAAACUCGUGGACUCGAAAGCUGUCUCUAAACUAUGGGGAAAACACAAAAACAAACCUGACAUGAAUUAUGAGACAAUGGGAAGAGCUCUGAGAUACUACUAUCAAAGAGGAAUCCUUGCAAAAGUUGAGGGACAGAGGCUUGUUUAUCAGUUUAAGGAGAUGCCAAAAAAUAUAGUUGUCAUAGAUGAUGACAAAAGCGAAUCCUGCAAUGAAGAUUUGGCAAUGCCUACAGAUGAAAAGUCAUUGGAAAGAGUGUCUUUAUCUGCAGAAAACCUUUUAGAAGCAACAAGCUCUCCACGUGGAGGAAAGAAUUCCUCUCAGUUAAGCUGCACCAGAACAGAAAAAGCAGUCACCAGAGUUGUGAAUAUUGCCUCACCAGCGCAUGAUACAUCGUCAUCUCGUCCCUCAACUACCACUACUACUGUCCCAGCAACAACAGCUCCCAGGACUGUCCGUGUGGCAAUGCAAGUGCCUGUUGUAAUGACCUCUCUGGGACAGAAAAUCUCAACCGUGGCAGUGCAGUCAGUAAAUGCAGGGUCACCGUUAAUAACCAACACAAGUCCAUCAACAGCAACGACUCCAAAGGUAGUAAUCCAGACAAUCCCUACCGUGAUGCCAACCUCUGCUGAAAGCGGAGACAAAAUCACAAUGCAACCUGCCAAAAUCAUUACGAUUCCUGCCACGCAGCUCACGCAGUGUCAGUUACAAACGAAAACGGGCUUGUCUGGGUCAGGAAGUAUUAACAUUGUGGGAACCCCCUUGGCUGUCAGAGCGCUAACCCCAGUGUCUAUAGCUCAUGGGACACCAGUAAUGAGACUAUCCGUGCCUGCUCAGCAGGCGUCUGGCCAGACUCCUCCCAGGGUGAUAAGUGCAGUUAUAAAAAGCCCAGAAGUUAAAUCAGAUGCAGCGGCUUUAAAACAGGAACGUGACGUGAAAACACUGCAGUUGGUAAAAGAAGAGAAACCGGCAGAUGGAAGCAAGACUGUGACUCAUGUAGUAGUAGUUAGCACACCCUCAGCCAUCGCGCUUCCUGUAACAAUGAAAACAGAAGGAAUCAUCACAUGUGAGAAAUGAAGAAUAGAUUGCUUCCAGCAUGGACUUCUAGACUGUUACGGUUUUGAGUAUACUGACAUAAUUGGGGCGGGGAGGGGGGAAGUGGAUGUGAGGAUGUGAUCACCAAGUCGAAAAGAAGAGUUUUGAAAUGUUCAUAAAUGUGCAUAUGUUUAAGACUUGCUGAAAAAGAAAAAAAAAUUCCCGUGUUUCAGUGGGAAUUGAACCACAUUAAUAUGCUGACAAAAAACUGCCUCUUCCAGUUGGGAAAUCGCUGAACCUAUGGAGAAGGAAAGACAGAGGGACUGAAAAGGGACCAAACAGUUCACUACGCUACCCAUUACCAAGUUACACUAAGACCUGAAACACUAGAAGAGAGUUGUGUGAGAGGUUUGCCUUGGUUUUUAGUUUUCAGAGGGAGAGGAAAGUCUCGUUGUUACAAAUGGCAAAUUUGGUGCAUUUUAUAUGCAUACCAGCAAUUACUACUGUGCCCACAGUACUCAACUGGUGCUAUGAGAAAAACUCUGCUACUAGGUAUCGUAGAAUGUGAAAUAAAGGAGAAGAUUAAAGAGCUUCUAAAAGAAGACAGAGACCUAGAGGGAUUUUUGUAUCAUACAGCUUAAGCAGAUUCAAAAUUAAAGCCUUAGACUGAUUUUCAGUUAUCUUUCUUGAAAUAAGCUAAUGGCUUGUUUGUGUAAAGCUUUUUUUAUUAAAACAAAUUUUUUAAAAAAUCUUGUACCUAGCACAGUAUUGUUAUAGAAUUACAUGUAACAUAUUUUGUAUGGUAGUUAAAAGCCUGUCUAAAUUUCUUAAUUGUGGACAAAACAGCAGCAGGCUUCCCGCUUUCUGCUGUAAUAUGCCUGUGUCUCUCACUUAGCCUUGAACUCCAUGCAUACAUUUCAGUUUCAGCUCUACUUUGUCACUUGAAAGGUCACACCCAGCAUGAGCUUUUGUCAGGUAGUUCUAAACCUGUAAAUUUUUUUUUAGUUUGAAGUUAAGAGGGAAGUACCAGUGUUCAGAAUGAACUAUAAUAGUUUGUAUAUUCAACAUUUGAAGUAUAUUCUAUUUUGUUGUACUCUUGUUUCAAAGUGUAUUCAAGUAGGUUUUACUGAAAUAUAGAAAUGAAAUUUAA